ACAGGCCUCGCAGUCGCCGUGGACGCCGUUCUUGCGCAUGGAGUCGCCAUUUUGCUCCUAGAGAAGCCGCCUGGAGAGCCGGCGCUUUCUUCCUUCGGCAGCCGAGGCUGCGGCGGGGCCGGGGCUGGGGUCGGGGCCAGGAGGAAUUUUGUUGUCAGAGAAUAAAAGGAGGUUGUCCAUAAUUGACUUUAAGCAGCAAACAGUAAAACACUGAGCUCUUCAGCUCCGCCUUUCUUGCUCUGAGAAUUGGAAAACCAAGAAGGUUUUGAUGUUUUGUGUGGCGCCACCUGAAUUAGAAACCAAGAUGAACAUAACGAAAGGAGGUCUGGUGUUGUUUUCAGCAAAUUCUAACUCCUCGUGUAUGGAGCUUUCAAAGAAAAUUGCUGAGCGGCUGGGGGUGGAGAUGGGCAAAGUGCAGGUUUACCAGGAACCUAACAGAGAAACAAGAGUACAGAUUCAAGAAUCCGUGAGGGGAAAGGAUGUUUUCAUCAUCCAGACUGUCUCAAAGGAUGUCAACACCACCAUCAUGGAGCUCCUGAUUAUGGUGUAUGCGUGUAAGACCUCCUGUGCCAAAAGCAUCAUCGGCGUGAUUCCCUACUUUCCUUACAGCAAACAGUGCAAGAUGAGAAAAAGAGGCUCCAUUGUUUCUAAACUGCUGGCUUCGAUGAUGUGCAAAGCGGGUCUAACUCAUCUUAUUACUAUGGAUUUGCACCAGAAGGAAAUUCAAGGCUUCUUCAACAUUCCUGUUGAUAAUUUAAGAGCAUCUCCCUUUUUACUGCAGUAUAUUCAAGAAGAGAUCCCGGACUACAGGAAUGCAGUGAUUGUGGCCAAAUCUCCAGCCUCAGCCAAAAGGGCACAGUCUUUUGCGGAGCGCCUGCGACUGGGAAUUGCGGUGAUUCACGGGGAAGCGCAGGACGCCGAGUCCGACUUGGUGGAUGGACGGCAUUCCCCGCCCAUGGUCAGGAGUGUGGCUGCCAUCCACCCCAGCCUGGAGAUCCCCAUGCUAAUUCCUAAAGAAAAGCCCCCAAUCACAGUUGUUGGCGAUGUGGGAGGAAGGAUCGCCAUCAUUGUGGACGACAUCAUCGAUGAUGUUGACAGCUUCCUCGCUGCAGCAGAGACCCUGAAGGAAAGAGGCGCAUACAAGAUCUUUGUGAUGGCGACUCACGGCUUGUUAUCCUCGGAUGCUCCGCGGCUGAUCGAAGAGUCCGCCAUUGACGAGGUGGUGGUUACCAAUACGAUUCCACAUGAAAUCCAGAAGCUCCAGUGCCCCAAAAUUAAAACGGUGGAUAUCAGCAUGAUCCUUUCGGAAGCCAUCCGUCGGAUUCACAAUGGGGAGUCCAUGUCCUACCUUUUCAGAAACAUAGGUUUAGAUGACUGAACAGCUUUCCUUUCUUGAAACUCCCAAGGGCCAAACUGGAGGCGGAGCGUACUGUGAGGGCUCACACCUGGUUUGAUGCACUUCACGGGGGCCGAUUAUGCUUUCUUCCUUUCUCUUUGUUAAUUCCUAUGAAGAUAGACCAACUUUUUAUGUCGGGUUAGGUGUUCGUGAGUUUUUGGGGCAAUUUUUAUAAGAGAAAAACUAUAUUCUCCUCCUAAAUAAAUUAACGAUCUGGUUGUUUGUAGUUGAACUAUUUCAAAAAUAGCUUGGAAUACGAUUUUUUUAAGCUCACAGACAGCCUUUUUCCAAAGUUGCUAGAGCCCAAGUGCUUAAACAAGUUAAUGAAAUAAAAUGAUCUGUGUGUUACUUGCAGUUGAAAAGCCAAAAAGAUAAUACCAUUAAAUCCAGUAAGUGACAUUUUUAGAAAUGCUUUUAUAGACAAGCAUAUGUGAGUGAUUAUUAUGUGACCGUUAUUUAUUUUCUGCAAAAAAAGAGGGAAUAAAAACUUACGUUGUG
Felis catus (domestic cat) is the source of this 1894-nucleotide messenger RNA. RefSeq names its product phosphoribosyl pyrophosphate synthetase associated protein 2 (gene PRPSAP2). Gene Ontology annotation, cellular component: ribose phosphate diphosphokinase complex; cytoplasm. Gene Ontology annotation, biological process: 5-phosphoribose 1-diphosphate biosynthetic process; purine nucleotide biosynthetic process. The coding region runs from base 269 to 1378 and encodes 369 amino acids. NCBI's taxonomy places the organism in Eukaryota, Metazoa, Chordata, Mammalia, Carnivora, Felidae. The transcript has 12 exons. Gene Ontology annotation, molecular function: magnesium ion binding; ribose phosphate diphosphokinase activity. The record is from RefSeq and is a predicted model, not a curated record.